AUGGCAUAUAAGAGAUCAUUUUCCAACAAGAACACCUCAGACACAUCCAGCUCUAAUGAUAAAGUAAUUGAGCUUGAUAAAAAGAAGCAAAUUACGGUUCGUAAAUUCAACAAUGUGAACUUAGUUGAUAUAAGAGAAUUCUACGUUGAUAAAGAUACCAAUGAGAAGAAACCCGGAAAAAAGGGAAUAUCUUUAACUGAAGAUGUCUGGUUGAAGCUAGUACAAUCGUCGAGCGAUGUUCAAGACGCAUUGGAUGUGCUAAACGGGGUUGAGCCAAGCAGAAAAAAGGCGAAACAGACGGAAAACAAUGACGAUGAUGCUGCUGAUGCUAAAGCUGAGGCCAAUAAUGAGGAUCAAAAGACUGACACGAAGGAAGAAGAGGACGUGAGUGACGAAGAUGCCGAGUAA
This is a messenger RNA of Debaryomyces hansenii CBS767, 408 nucleotides long. RefSeq names its product chromatin-binding transcription coactivator. The record is from RefSeq and is a predicted model, not a curated record. Lineage: Eukaryota; Fungi; Ascomycota; Pichiomycetes; Serinales; Debaryomycetaceae. Gene Ontology annotation, cellular component: transcription regulator complex; nucleus. The transcript has a single exon. Gene Ontology annotation, biological process: positive regulation of transcription initiation by RNA polymerase II. The coding region runs from base 1 to 408 and encodes 135 amino acids. Gene Ontology annotation, molecular function: DNA binding; transcription coactivator activity.